This is a messenger RNA of Alosa alosa (allis shad), 4393 nucleotides long. It is a transcript of the gene tollip, whose product is annotated as toll interacting protein. Gene Ontology annotation, molecular function: ubiquitin binding; ubiquitin conjugating enzyme binding. Bases 64 to 894 code for a protein of 276 amino acids. Gene Ontology annotation, biological process: ubiquitin-dependent protein catabolic process. Gene Ontology annotation, cellular component: cytoplasm. The transcript has 6 exons. The record is from RefSeq and is a predicted model, not a curated record. NCBI's taxonomy places the organism in Eukaryota, Metazoa, Chordata, Actinopteri, Clupeiformes, Clupeidae.
GUUUGGUUGUUUACAAUUGUCGAAAUUUAGAAAAACCGCCUAAUUGUUCAUUCCUUGCGAAAAAUGGCCACCACAAUCAGCACGCAGCGUGGACAGGUGUACAUAGGGGAGUUGCCUCAGGACUUCCUGCGGAUCACUCCCACCCAGCAGCAGCAGCAGGUGCAGCUGGACGCUCAGGCAGCCCAGCAGCUGCAGUACACUGGCUCCAUCGGUACUGUAGGCCGCCUCAGCAUCACUGUAGUACAGGCUAAGCUUGCUAAGAACUAUGGAAUGACGAGGAUGGAUCCGUACUGCCGAAUCCGCCUGGGCUUUGCUGUUUACGAGACACCCACAGCACACAACGGGGCGAAGAACCCACGAUGGAAUAAAGUCAUUCAGUGUACUGUUCCUCCGGGAGUGGACUCUUUCUAUCUAGAGAUCUUUGAUGAGCGGGCAUUCUCAAUGGACGACCGUAUCGCUUGGACGCAUGUGACCAUCCCUGAGGGCCUGAGAGAGGGCAGUGUGGUGGACGAGUGGUUCCCCCUGAGCGGGAGACAGGGAGACGACAAGGAGGGCAUGAUCAACCUGGUCAUGUCAUUCGCUUCCAUGCCUGCUGGCAUGAUGAUGCCAUCCCAGCCUGUGGUGCUCAUGCCCACAGUCUACCAGCAGGGAGUGGGCUACGUGCCAAUCACAGGUGUGCCCACCGUCUACAACCAGGGGGUGGUGCCCAUGGGGAUGCCAGCGGUGUCGGCGCCCGCGCCCCAGAGCACCCCGUGCAGCGCGGAGGAGCUGAAGGCCCUGCAGGACAUGUUCCCCAACAUCGACCCUCAGGUGAUCCGCACGGUGCUGGAGGCCCAGAGGGGCAACCGAGAGGCCGCCAUCAACUCCCUGCUGCAGAUGACUGAGGAGCUGUGAGGACGAGGUAAAGGCUGGCGACGAGGAGAGGAACGGAGAGAGGGAGGGGGUGCAACAGGAAGAAGGAAGGAGAUCUGACUGCCGGCUGCUAUACUGCUUGUGCAGCAGGAUCAUCAACCACCGAUGCAGGAAGAGCAGCUGCAGACAGACAGACAGACUCGGGGCUGGGCUCUGGAUGCUCAAAAUGCAGUCAGUUCAGGGAAUGGGAUGAAAUGCAGUUUUCAUUACAUCAGCCCAAGUACCCCUUGACAUUCUUAAGGUGUUUUUGCUUUGGUGAGCUUUUUCAACUUGAACUUAAUUGAAGGCAAACUAACUACAGGGUUCGUGGAAAGCCUGGCGAGGUAUUCGUCUGGACUUUUAUCACCUGUUUGAUAUACUGGAACUGGGCAAGAUCCCAAACUGGAAAUUGUGUGUUCAAUUUGGUAAACUGAGCAUUUGUCCAAUCUACUAUUUGAAAUUAUAUGUUCUGAAAGCCAGAAGGAAAAACAGUGUAGUAGUGUAGCCAUGUGUGGCUACUUCUCCUUGCUGCCUCUAGUGAGUCAACCCUGUCUACCUGCAUGAUCCGAUUGUAUUUAGUGCAUUCCCUGAACUGCCUGCAUUUAGGCAUUCGAGCUCAGCCCUGCUUGGCAGAAGCCUGUAAAUAUACACACCCAGAACACAGGAGACUUCAACCACCACACUUCACCACCACCACCACCGUAAACACACAAUUGUAAUCCAGACUACUAUUCACCAGUAGUGAGCACUACUCACGACUGCUCAUAAACUCCAGAUAGUGUAACCAACUUUUUUCAUUAGGUCCAGUUGACGUGUUCGAUAUAUAGGCAUUGCAUAUGAAAUGCAGAUACAGCCCACCUUGGAAGAGAUUAUAACGCCUUUCUUUACAGAAGAUCUAGACACACUGUGGUUUUUGUGUUUCAGAGUGCUGAUUUGAUUACUUUUAUUGGAGUUUGGCUAAGAAGCAAGUCAUGUUGGUCUGUUUCAAAUUAUUAUCUGUCUGAUAUAGAUAGACGGUGGAUACCGGUAUGUAGAUUGAUCCAUUUGAUGAAGACUUCUUGUCCUUGAAAUGGUAGGCUAGCACUGGCACAGUUUUCAAGCUGACUUCAUUCUUUUGAAAUAUUUUUUUUUUUUGGUGAAUGCCCCCUUGUGGUUGGCAGACAAAUUGCAAGAUGAUUACUCUCAGAAACCUUCCGCAUCAGCAAUCAGAAUCAGUGUAUUCUUUAGGAGGGCAUGACUGGCUGUUUGUCAAUGUAAUGUAAGAUUAAGCAUGACUAGCAGUGUCCAGUGCAUCCUGAAAUUAUUAGCCGCUACAGACAGCUAGAUGAAUACUAGUUUCCAUUAGUAUUGCUAGCCACCUAUAGGUGUUGGUUGAGUGCUCCUUUCCCCUGCGUGUCUUGUAUAUUAGUAUUUCCCCAUACCUAUGCUUGUGCAUGAGAGUAUGGUGGGGGUAUCUGUGCAUUCUGUAGUAAUGCAUUUCUCUCUUUCCUCUCUCUGUGUGUGUAUGUGUGUGCGCGUUUGAUACAUGCUGAUUAUAUGUAUAAAUAUAGUUCUAUAUAUUUAAAGGAUUAUAAUUUAUUUUGAGAUGAUUACCAGUUUUGGUCUGUGUGGGUGGGUGUAUGUGUGUUCAUGCUCACUAUUUUGUGUAUGUGUGAAGAGUGGUUCUGUAUCAGCUAAUUUAUGGGAGAUGUGCAAAAAUAAUCGCCUAAGACGGCCAAUGAUGUCAUUUCCGGGCUCACCCAUGAGUGUGUAUGUAGUGGCCAUAGUGUGAUUCUUCUGUCUUAUGGCUUGUGCUCCGCAGUGAUCUCUCCCUCAGUGUCGCUGUGUUGUGGCUGUGUGCAAGGCCAAGGGGCUGCCUCCAUUUCCCCUGACUUUCAAGAGCUUUAUCAUUCAUGCACCAAUGUGUAUAAGUGUGCAAGGCCUACAAACACACACACACACACACACACACACACACACACUUGUACUCACUGACAAGAUAUGAUAUUAUCGCAGUUCGCCAAAGGUUCUAUUUUAACAAUGUAUUGAUGUUGUAUAUCUGCUGUUUCUCCCGUAAUGCGCAUGUGUUUUCAUUUCAGCGGAAAUACUCAGUGUCUAUCAUAACCAUUUUUACCAUUUUUGCCAUAUCCCUAACUUGCCAUGUGUUUGAAGCCAAUAAGAAGCCGACACAAUUGGGCCAUCAUAUAAUUAUCCAGUCAAGUUACAAAAUUCUAUCCCUAUAAAGCUACCUUAAUGUUUUAAUUGAUCAAAUACCCUUUGACAGUUAAAUGAAAGAAAGAAUCCACAUGUCACUCUUCUUGCUCUGUUAUUACUUAAAUCGGUUGUGAAAUAUGAUUGAUUUCUAGAUCUGUCUAUUAUAUAGCAGAAAAAGAUAUUUCAGCGGCGGAAUCUAUAUAAUACCUCUGUGGGUUUAUUUUAAGAUACUUUAGGCAUUCAGAUAGCCAAUGAACAAUGUGCAUUUUAGUAUUAAUUUAUAUUUUCACCACCAAUAAACCUCUAACAUUUAUGAGCUACUGUAAAUUAAUUUUUUGUCACUAUACUGUCUGUAUUCUACAUUGUCUCUGUUUUGUAUAGAGAACUAGAUUAAUGUUUAAUGAUCAAUCGGCAUUGGGCCUUCAGUAGAAAGGGCAUUUCUCUCCAUUCCCAUACCUUACACAUAUUUAUAGUGGGCAACAAAUCUUCAAUACCUCUUUUCAUUUAAAAGGAGAGUUGCAAAAGCAUCCAUGACAAGUGAUUCAAAACCGCAUUUGAGAAAUAAUGAUUCAUAUAAUGAUUGGAAGCAGAGAUUCGAAAUCAAAAGCUAAAAAUAACAACUUUAGUUGUUAUUUGUUGUAGUUUGGUUAUCUGCUCAACACUUGUCACUGUUCUGGAUUUUAAAGGUUCGCAGACAGUAUCCAGUGCUUCUCAUUUCUCCUCAUGGCUUAAGUCCACACAUUAAAUCCCACCACAUUUAUGCACAAAUAUGCCUGGAGCACUUUGAACAGAGAUAUUUACCGGUUUCAAACAUUGUAACAGACGAAUAGAUCUGAUGUACGAGAACUUAAAGUCUGGCUGUUGGAAGACUAUUUGUAUGUUGUAUGAGUAAACACCUGAGAGCCGACUGAUCUUGUUUGGCUGUCUGCAUAGCCUUUUCCACUGGCUGUUCUCACAGCGAUUCUUCAGGUUGUGAGAGUGACUUCAGGUUGUCUUGGACUCCUCAUGGUCCCGGAGUCCUUGCAAGAGCUGUGAGCAGGAGUUUUUUUUUUUCUUUCUUUUUUUUUUUUGGUGAUUAGGAGUGUGACUGCACUGAUUUUUCAGUAGAGUAGUGCAACGCUGAGCUCUAGUCAUCUCUUAAAGCAUCACUUCAUUCUCGUAGCAGUCCAGGUUUUUGUCUGUCAGGGUGGAAUGUACUGAAUGCCAUUAGCACUUUCACAACUCGUGUGUCAGAAAUCUAGCUUUCUGUUAUUUCCUUUUGGUGUUACAAAUUAUAUGAUCAAUCAAUAAAAGGAAAAUUAUGAUCUUA